This is a messenger RNA of Pocillopora damicornis (cauliflower coral), 617 nucleotides long. RefSeq names its product DNA-directed RNA polymerase III subunit RPC9. Gene Ontology annotation, biological process: transcription initiation at RNA polymerase III promoter. The record is from RefSeq and is a predicted model, not a curated record. Gene Ontology annotation, molecular function: nucleotide binding. NCBI's taxonomy places the organism in Eukaryota, Metazoa, Cnidaria, Anthozoa, Scleractinia, Pocilloporidae. Gene Ontology annotation, cellular component: RNA polymerase III complex.
AACCACCUGAUAAAACGAGUUCAAAAUGGCGGCAUCAAAACAUUUCAAUCCUUGUGACCUUGUUUUAGACAAUUUCUGAAAGCUGUCGAAAUGGAAGUUCUUAAUGACAAGGCGGCUUUGUUGAGCAAUUACGAGGUUUAUCAACUUUUGCUUGAGACAGAAAACCAAAACAAAGUUGAUAAGGCUAAGAAGAGGCAGAAACACCUUGUUAACUUGUCAACAAUUUGCUAUGAGGCUCGGAAGCAUUUAGAGAAAACUCCUUGUAAACACCAGAGUCCAGAAGUAAUAGAAGAAUUUGUCAAAGCUAUGCAGCCAUUCAACUUAACAAGAGCAGAGAAGCUUCAACUGUUGAACCUGAGACCUACUACACCAGUUGAAAUUCAGCUGAUCAUUGAAGAUAGUGAAGAGCGUUUGAAAACUGAUCAAGAGAUUGAGGAACUUUUGAAUGUGAUUGCUACAAAGCUUCCUGAUCCUAAUGAAGAGACAGUGGUAGAGGAAACACAGGAAGAUGAUGAGGAAAUGUCUUAGUGGACAAAUUGUUACUUUGAAAAACAGUGUAUUCUUGAAAAUGAUAGAAUUAACAGAUAUUUAAUAAAUAAAUUUACACUUUUAAAUUG